Molecule: messenger RNA, 3944 nt
Organism: Elgaria multicarinata webbii
Lineage: Eukaryota; Metazoa; Chordata; Lepidosauria; Squamata; Anguidae
Gene: DHX37
Product: DEAH-box helicase 37
Exons: 27
Coding region: 61-3474 (1137 amino acids)
Biological process (GO): maturation of SSU-rRNA from tricistronic rRNA transcript (SSU-rRNA, 5.8S rRNA, LSU-rRNA)
Cellular component (GO): nucleolus; intracellular anatomical structure
Molecular function (GO): helicase activity; RNA binding; ATP binding
Source: RefSeq, a predicted model, not a curated record
CGCUGCUCGGCUGGUGCCUCGGAGGCUCCACGUGGGGGGACUCCCGCGAGAAUCGCCCCCAUGGGGAAAGCGCGCAAGAGGCACAACUGGAAAGCCCGACUCCCGGGGGCACAUGGGCAGCGGGGCGGGCCGCCCCAAGACCCAGUGCAGCUGGAGCUGGGAGAUGAAGCCAUCGUGAAAGGAGUGGACGCGAGUAACGCGCUGGUCCUUCCAUCGCGGAAAACCAAGGAUAAAAAAGUAGUUUGCGAAAAGGGCCCGGAAAAGAAGCCCCUGAGCAAGAAGCAGAAGAAAAUUCUGCAGAAGGUUUUGGAACAGAAAGCCAAGAAAGAAAAGCGAGCUGAUUUGCUCAAGAAGUUGAGCGAAGUCCAGGCCUCUGAGGCCGAAAUGAAACUGCUGUACACCACUUCUCAGCUAGGAACGGGAAAGCGGAUGUACCAGGCGAAACGCACCAUCCAAGAAGCAAGUGGGUCCCAUCCAGAAAAAAUCAGAAGUGUUGGCGGUGCAAACAGAAAAAGAUGCAGACUUGAACUGGAAGAGCUUGAGGAGGAAUCCAGAACAUCUAGCGAAGAGGAGGAGGAGGAAAAAGACCAAGUUGAAAAGGAGGCCCAGGAGUUCUCUGUGCCACUCACACAGCCAAAAGACCCGGUUGUGUCUCCACCCAGCCUGCCAAAGCAGCGUGGUCCAAUUUCCAAGCCAUCGUCAGAGCCUGCGGUUUUCAUCCCAGUGGACCGAACCCCCGAGAUUCAGGAAGCCAGGUUGAAGCUCCCUAUCCUUGCAGAAGAACAAGUCAUCAUGGAAACCAUUCAUGAGAAUCCCGUGGUAAUCAUAUGCGGAGAAACUGGCAGCGGUAAAACCACACAAGUGCCUCAGUUUCUGUAUGAAGCAGGAUAUGCAAGCUCCGGCAGCGUCAUCGGCAUCACGGAACCUCGUCGCGUCGCAGCAGUGUCAAUGUCGCAACGCGUGGCGGUGGAGAUGAACUUGUCGCCUCGGGUGGUUUCGUACCAAAUCCGUUAUGAAGGGAACGUCACGGACGACACCCAAAUCAAAUUCAUGACGGACGGUGUGCUGUUGAAAGAAAUCCAGAAGGAUUUCUUGCUUUCCAACUACCGAGUCAUCAUACUUGAUGAAGCCCACGAGAGGAGCGUGUACACAGAUAUUCUGAUUGGCCUUUUAUCUCGCAUCGGGCCCCUUCGGGCCAAGAAGGGACAUCCAUUGAAAUUGAUCAUCAUGUCCGCUACGCUGCGUGUGGAAGAUUUCACCGCCAACCAGAAACUGUUUUCUACUCCUCCACCUGUUAUACAGGUAGACGCCAGGCAGUUCCCUGUGGCCGUUCAUUUUAACAAGAGGACCCCUCUGGACGAGUACAGCGGGGAAUGUUUCCGGAAAGUCUGCAAAAUCCACCGAAUGUUACCCCCAGGGGGCAUCUUGGUGUUCCUCACUGGCCAGGCCGAAGUCCACUCCUUGUGCCGGAGGCUGAGGAAAUCAUUCCCUUUCUGCAGGAACGCGCACCAAGGUAGCGAAGACAAGGAGGACUCUGUGGAAGAAAUGCGAAGAUUUAAGAAAUCCAAACAGAAAAAAGACGUGAUGUUACCCAAAAUUGAUCUGGACAACUACUCCGUUAUCCCAGUCGAUGAAGGAGAUGAAGACAGGGAUGCAGGAGCAGAUGACGAUGAAGAUGCUGACAUUGCAGGCUCCGAUCUUGACCUAGAUUUGGGAGACGACGGUUUAGAAGAAGGUACAGAUGAGAAGCAGGACUCUUCGCUUCCGCUCUACGUCCUUCCCCUCUACUCGUUGCUGGCUCCCGAAAAACAAGCCAAGGUUUUCAGGGCCCCUCCUCCUGGGACGAGACUGUGCAUCGUGGCCACCAAUGUGGCCGAAACAUCUCUGACCAUCCCUGGCAUCAAGUACGUGGUUGACUGCGGGAAGGUCAAGAAACGCUUCUAUGACAAAGUCACCGGAGUCUCCUCUUUCAAAGUCACAUGGACGUCCCAAGCCUCGGCCAACCAGCGAGCCGGACGAGCCGGACGUACUGAGCCUGGUCACUGUUACAGGCUUUACUCUUCGGCCGUCUUCAGCGAUUUUGAGAAGUUCUCCGCUCCGGAGAUCACCCGCCGCCCCGUUGAAGAUUUAAUCCUGCAGAUGAAAGCUCUGAACAUCGACAAGGUGAUCAAUUUCCCUUUUCCGACCCCGCCAUCAACAGACGCGCUUGUCGCGGCCGAGGAGUUGCUGAUCGCUUUGGGGGCUUUGCAGGAACCCCCCAAAUCUGGAAGGCUGAAAAAGCUGCAGGAAGCCAAGCUGAGCUGUGCCAUCAGCCCCCUGGGAGCCACCAUGGCGUCAUUUCCUGUGGCUCCCCAGUACGCAAAGAUGCUUGCCUUGAGCAAACAGCACGAUUGCCUGCCGUACGUCAUCACCUUGGUGUCGGCCUUGACGGUUCGGGAGUUCUUUGAAGAGUUUAACCGACCAGCCGUUAGCGAAGAUGAGCAGGAGCAACUCAAGGGGAAACGGGCCCGAGUGGCACAGAUGCAGCGGAUCUGGGCUGGACAGGGGCCCUCUCAGAAGCUGGGCGAUCUCAUGGUGAUGCUAGGAGCCGUGGGGGCCUGUGAGUACGCCGGAUGUGCACCUGAAUUCUGCGCUGCAAAUGGGCUGCGCUACAAAGCCAUGGUGGAAAUCAGGCGCUUGCGGGGGCAGCUAACAACAGCAGUGAAUUCCAUCUGCUCCGACACCAGCCUCUUCGUCGAUCCCAAAAUGAAGCCCCCAACUGAGACGCAGGUGACCUUCUUGAGGCAGAUCGUCCUGGCCGGGCUAGGAAACCACGUGGCGCGGAGGAUCCAAGCCGAGGAGCUUCUGGAUGAGAAAUGGAAAAAUGGCUACAAGACGCCUCUUCUGGACGAUCCGGUCUUCAUCCACCCCAGUUCCGUCCUCUUCAAGCAACUCCCCGAAUUUGUGGUGUAUCAGGAGAUUGUGGAAACCACCAAAAUGUACAUGAAAGGCGUUUCAGCGAUUGAAGCGGAAUGGAUCCCGCUCCUUCUGGCCCCGUACUGCCACUUCGAAAAGCCCCUGGAGAACCCUCCUCCUUCCUACUCUCCUGAAAGCGGCAGCGUUCGGUGUCACAGAGUGAGCGUUUUCUAUCGAGUCGGAUGGCAGCUUCCUGCGGUGGAGGUAGAUUACCCAGAAGGCAUUGACCGCUACAAAUACUUCGCCAAGUUUUUAUUGGAAGGGAAGGUUGUUAAAAAGUUGGCCUCUUAUAGCCGCUGCUUGAUAUCCAGUCCAGUCACAAUGCUGAAAAGCUGGUCCAAGCUCCAGCCAAGGACGGAAUCUCUCCUGCAAGCCCUUGCCUCCGAAAAUGCAGACAACCGGGACGCUUUGCUCGCUGCCUGGAAGAAGAACACGAAAUAUUUGUUGACGGAAUAUUGCCAGUGGAUCCCAGAAGUUACCCACGCGGAGGUCUCGAAAUUCUGGCCCCCUGUGCUGUGAAGAUUUAAGAACAUAAAAGAAGAGCCCUGCUGGAUCAGACCAAGGGCAUUAUGCUUUGGGGUGCUUUCAUGCUGCUCCAGGGGUGUGGAAGAUCAUAGCAUACUCACCUGAACGGUGCCAACUCCACGGGGUUGCAAAGGAGUCACGGAAGCUAGUGUGACCUUGCUGGUUUGCAUUGGACAAAUGCACGGGAAAGAUAUUUUCAAAUGUGAGAGAAGUCUCAUGUGUGUGUGUGUGUGUUUUGCAGGGUGGGAAGUUAGAGCUGCUAAGUUAACAGAUUUUGAAGGGUCACCCUAAUUUCUGUGCCUCUCCUCAGUGCCUCUCCUACAGCCGUGGUGGAUCCUUUCAUGUGAAUAUUAUUAUUAUUGUUGUUGUUUUAAACACACUCUGUAUUAUAGUUUUGUAAAUUUAUUUUGGUAUUCCAACAAGGCGGUUUUCUGAAAUAAAUUGAUCUUUGUUUUUCUAUCCAA